This is a messenger RNA of Brassica rapa (field mustard), 753 nucleotides long. Its product is annotated as serine/arginine-rich SC35-like splicing factor SCL30A. NCBI's taxonomy places the organism in Eukaryota, Viridiplantae, Streptophyta, Magnoliopsida, Brassicales, Brassicaceae. The record is from RefSeq and is a predicted model, not a curated record.
AAAAAAGAAGAUGAUGUAUUAUGUAUAUAACUCAUCAUUAAUUAUCAGUGCGACAUAUAUGUUAGGUUCGGUGGAUAAUUGUUUGUGGCGGAAUACAAGAGGUAAUGUAGGAUGUGUACAGUUUCUAGAUAGCGAAUGUGUGGACUUUUUUUUUGUUUUCAGAUCUCUUUGCAAUAGAUUGAAUCUGCUCUUUCUUUUUCUUUCUUUUUUAACUUGUAGGAUUUACUAAUUUGUUCUUCUCUGCUUACCUUUAAUCUCCUUUCUCCAGGCACAUGUCCUCUCAAGGAUAUGUACCUUCCGAAGGAGUAUUAUACUGGGUCUGUCUCACCUCAGGAUAGACGAUAUGAGAAGGAGAGGUCAUACUCUCGCUCACCACCAAAAAAUUGCUCAAGUGGGAGUCAUGGGAGGGUGAGGAGCCGUAGCCCAAGAAGUGUAAGCGUGAGCCAAGGAAGAAGUGUAAGCCCGAGAAGAACACAGGAGCUAUACACGCCCGAACAAGCCAGGAGGCCGGUUGCUAGGCAGAGCAGGAGCAGGAGUCUAAGCCCUCGUGGAGAAAGAAAUGGAGACCGUUCUCCAAGUCAGUGAUUUUCACACACACCCAUGUAUCUCUCUCUCUACACACCAGUUCUGCAGUCUUUUUGUUUUUGAUAAAGUUUCAAAGACUAUCUGUGUUUUUGUUUUAUGUUUUGAUUAAUGAAUGAACUUAAAAGACAUGACAAUGAGGUUGCAUGUGCCUUUUUGUCAUCUUAUCUC